CUUCGUUACUCUCCCUCUACGUGUCCAACAGCAGGCCAGCACUCCUCCUUUGCUCAGUAUGUCUAACCCUACCAAAACAGAGAAUGUGUCCACCUUGGAGACUGCCAUGCAGCUGAUGAUCCAGACCUUCCAUAAGUAUUCUGGAGACGAGGGUGACAAAUACACCCUGAGCAGAGCAGAGCUCAAAGUGAUGCUCUCUGCAGAGCUGGGCAACUACCUGGGGAAUGCCCAGGACAAGGAAGCAGUGGACAAGGUGAUGGGGGACCUGGAUGCCAACAAUGAUGGAGAGGUGGACUUCACUGAGUUUGUUAUCCUGGUGGGGGCGCUCACCGUCGCCUGCAACGACUUCUUCCUGGAGUACAAUGACAAGGGGGAGAAGAAGUGAACACAACACACACACGUACACUCACACAUAUCUAUACUCUCUCUCUCUCUCUCUCUCUCACUCACUGAGGAAAGGAGGACGAUUUAUGAGACAUCUCCACUCAAAUCUUGGCUAGGCUUAAUGUCUACUGUUUAAUAACAGAGACCUACACACACCAUUACAUACCACACACAUGCACACACACACUCUGAGAUGGUCAUAGAUGCAUCGUGGCACACUGGGCAGUGUGUUUUUGUGUUUAGUGUGUGUGCCAUCUUAAUCCAAACCAAACUCAACACACAGAAGUUUAUUCCAGAGUAAAAAUGUGGAGUUUAAAUCAUCAUUAAUAACAGUCAUUGUUGAAUAUGUGAAUAUAAUUUCUCUAUGUUUUCAUUUGUUUUGUAAACUCCCUGUUCAUUUCUCAUUCAUUGUUAAACUGUUCCUCCUCGAUAGAAUAAACCUGACAUUUAACCAAA
This is a messenger RNA of Oncorhynchus kisutch (coho salmon), 840 nucleotides long. RefSeq names its product protein S100-A1-like. The record is from RefSeq and is a predicted model, not a curated record. Gene Ontology annotation, cellular component: cytoplasm. NCBI's taxonomy places the organism in Eukaryota, Metazoa, Chordata, Actinopteri, Salmoniformes, Salmonidae. Gene Ontology annotation, molecular function: calcium-dependent protein binding; transition metal ion binding; calcium ion binding. The coding region runs from base 59 to 385 and encodes 108 amino acids. The transcript has 3 exons.